AUGGCAGAGGGCAGGCCGGGGCUCACCGAGGGCCAGCGGCUCAACGCGCUGCCCGACACCUCGCCGCUGCUGCAGCCGGGCCUGGCGGAGCUGCGACGCCGAGCGCAGGAGGCGGGCGUGCCUCGGACAGCACUGCCGCUCGCCGACUCCUUCCUGCUGCGCUUCCUGCGCGCCCGGGACUUCGACCUGGAGCUGGCCUGGCGGUUACUAAAAAACUAUUAUAAGUGGAGAGAAGAAUGUCCAGAAAUAAGUGCAGACCUGCACCCCAGAAGCAUCCUUGGCCUUCUGAAGGCAGGCUACCUUGGGGUAUUGAGAUCCAGGGACCCUACUGGCAGCAGAGUUCUUAUUUACAGAAUUGCAAACUGGGACCCAAAAGUUUUCACUGCUUAUGAUGCGUUUCGUGUAAGUCUCAUCUCAUCAGAGCUUAUUGUCCAAGAGGUGGAAACUCAGCGGAAUGGAGUCAAAGUCAUCUUUGAUCUGGAAGGCUGGCAGUUUUCUCAUGCCUUUCAGAUUACUCCAUCUGUGGCCAAGAAGAUCGCGGCUGUGCUGACAGAUUCCUUUCCAUUAAAAGUUCGAGGCAUCCAUUUGAUAAACGAGCCAGCAGUUUUUCAUGCUGUCUUUUCCAUGAUUAAACCAUUCCUGACGGAAAAAAUUAAGGAAAGGAUUCAUAUGCAUGGGACCAAUUAUAAACAAAGCCUAGUUCAGCAUUUUCCAGACAUUCUUCCUCAGGAAUAUGGUGGUGAUGAAUUCUCCAUGGAGGACCUUUGUCAGGAGUGGACAAAUUUCAUAAUGAAGUCUGAAGAUUAUCUUCACAGCAUUUCUCAGACCUGCCACUGA
Molecule: messenger RNA, 837 nt
Organism: Elephantulus edwardii (Cape elephant shrew)
Lineage: Eukaryota; Metazoa; Chordata; Mammalia; Macroscelidea; Macroscelididae
Gene: TTPA
Product: tocopherol (alpha) transfer protein
Exons: 5
Coding region: 1-837 (278 amino acids)
Cellular component (GO): membrane
Molecular function (GO): phosphatidylinositol bisphosphate binding
Source: RefSeq, a predicted model, not a curated record